GCACGACAUUCGCAGUAUCCGAACAGUAUAAAAUCCUUGCUUGUAAGUGAGUUUUUCUGUUCAUAAGUCCUUUGUUAACCAUGCUCUCAUCUACUAUCAUUUCAUUCGCUCUAUGCAUCUUCAAAUCGCUUCUGGAAAGCGAUGCCUUGGUUGUCCCAAGCGUCUCUGGGGAUGAGUCUUCCUUCAAGGGCUUCGCCUUCACUGCCCAUGUAAAACCAAAGUUUAAUGACCAGAGCGCAAACAACAACUCUUCUGUAACUCUUACCAAUGAAGGCGAUAUGGAGUACCUGGGACAAGUGAAUGUUGGAGGACAAGACUUUACGCUCGUCCUCGAUACUGGGUCGAGCGACUUGUGGGUUCACAGUACCACCAAAAUAAACAUCACAUCCACUACCGACAGGUACAUCAAUCUGACCUAUGGGAUUGGUUCUGCAGCGGGAAAUGUAUCGUACGCACCCGUUACAUUUGGGGGAUACUCAAUUGACAGUCAAGCCUUGUUGAAUGUCAAUAAGACUGACCAGCAGGACGUCCAGGGUAUCUUUGGACUUGGUUUCAAUAGCCUGUCAGCUAUCUUCACAGAAGUCAACGACCUACAAGCUCGCACUCCUGUCGACAGUAUCUUUGCUCAGCACCCCUCCACCUCUAAAUUUAUCGGCCUCUCCCUCGAGCGAACAGCAAACCAGGAGGAUACAGCCGGUGGUGUGCUGUCCGUUGGCGAGUAUGAUCCGCAGUACUCGAACAUAUCUACGAGCGAGAAGCACCCUAUCUUGCCUGCCAACUCGACCCGCUGGACGAUCGCGUUGGACGGGAUGAACGUUAAUGGGAACAAUCUGCAGAUGAAAUCGAAUGUUUCCAGUCAAGAAAACAGCUCUGCAAUUGCUCUCAUCGACAGUGGAACUAGCUUGGCAUAUAUUCCCACUGAUGCUGUGAAUGCUAUCUACAAUAGCAUUAAUGGGUCUGUACAUGUCCAAACAGCUUCUGGACAAGACUCAUGGUUCGUCCCUUGUUUCGGUCAGGCAAACUUGACCUUUGUCUUUGGUGAAGAAACGUUUGCUAUAAACCCUCUCGAGUUGACUUAUCCACUCACUAUCAGCGAGGGAGGCAAACCAUAUACUGUCUGUAUGAGUACUUUCAGGCCGCCUCUGUUCACCGACGGGACGGUCGAGGUAGAUUUUCUACUGGGAGAUAUUUUCAUGCGCAACGUAUACUCUGUCUUCAACUUUGGUAAUUCCUCAUCUGGAGACGACGGCAAAGGCGCAUCCAUCCAAUUUUUCUCGCGUACAAACAGAGAACAAGUUGCUAGCGAUUUCACCAAGCAGCGCAAGGAGAAUCUGCAGUCAAUGCCGCCUUUAUUCGACAUUAGCAAACUCCAUUCGAAUGGAAGCCUCGGUGAUAGUAGUCAGAUCAUGUCGCAACUAUCUGGUGACGAAGAAAGCAACGUCUGAGAGCAGUGGUGUGCACGUCUUUCUGUCAAUUACUGAAGCGUUACGCUGGAUAUGAUCCAAACUAUUAUGGAUUGGUGAAGUAAAUUGCGUUGAUCGUUAUAUGUCCUGUCAUUUAUGACAAUAUAAUACCCUUUCUUUUCG
Messenger RNA from Serpula lacrymans var. lacrymans S7.9, 1586 nucleotides. RefSeq lists its product as uncharacterized. The coding region runs from base 81 to 1445 and encodes 454 amino acids. NCBI's taxonomy places the organism in Eukaryota, Fungi, Basidiomycota, Agaricomycetes, Boletales, Serpulaceae. Gene Ontology annotation, biological process: proteolysis. The record is from RefSeq and is a predicted model, not a curated record. The transcript is spliced from 5 exons. Gene Ontology annotation, molecular function: aspartic-type endopeptidase activity.